Messenger RNA from Pocillopora meandrina, 2551 nucleotides. Lineage: Eukaryota; Metazoa; Cnidaria; Anthozoa; Scleractinia; Pocilloporidae. The record is from the annotation of a GenBank genome assembly.
UUUCAAGGGUGCUCUCCGUAUGAUGUCCCCAUUACUGCCUCAUUACCAGAUAGUAAUUUCAAUGCAUCGUCAGUCUUGUCUGCGAGUUUUAACGAACCUUAUAAGGCCAAACUUUGGGGAAAUUCGGAGUGGUGUCCGGCUACCGCCAGCCUAGGCACCGAGUACUUCCAAGUGGAUUUCUCGAGGCCUUUCCGAGUCUGCGCGGUUGAUACUCAAGGGCACCACACGCUGUCCACGUGGUUUGUGUCUAGCUUUAAUAUCACAUAUUCGCUGAAUGAAUCCACGUGGUUUACAGCACAGCAGAAUGAAACAAAUGGGGUGAGUAUUCUGGUCAUGAGGCCGGGAGACAUGGGGGUGAACUGAUUGGCGCAUUGGAGGUCUGUGUUCGAGACCUGAACGCGUCAUUUUGUUGUGAUCUUGGGAAAUAUACCUUACUUUUACAGUGCGUCUCUCCACCCAGGAGCAUAAACUGCCAACGGCGAGCAGUCAGAGAGAACUGAUGAAUUAUAUGGAGGAAUGAUAAUGCAAUGAUUGCUUUUCAUAAUGUUCCCGUUGGGUGUCGGGGUGAAAGCAAGUUCGCAAUCUCCAUCAGUUCAUUAGUUUCGUUGAAAUGCAAAAAUAAAGAGCAUCAAAAUUUUUUUCUUAUGUUAUUAUUAUAUCAAUUUAGAUAUUCUCUGGUAACUCUGAUGGAAAUACUGUGGUGAGAAAUAAACUGAGUGGUAACUGGAGUUUUGUUGCAAGAUUUCUGCGAUUGAUUCCUUUAACAUGGAAUGCUUGGCCAUGUUUGAGGAUUGAAGUUUAUGGAAGAGGUAAGAUCCUACAUUUAUUUCAUGAUUAUAAACAAAUAAAAAAGCGACACUAUAAUCAAGGUGGAGCAAAUGAAACUAUAAAUGUUGUAGAAUUCCGGUGGACUGCAAAUGUCAUAGUUGAGGAUUUAGGCCCGAACCAUCUCGGAGCGAUCGGAGACCAGAUACAAGAAAUCAGCGGAAAUGGAGCCAAAGUUUUCUCCAGCAGGGAUAAUCUUUGUUUGCAAUGUGCUCAUUCUUACUUCGAUUGGCUUUCAGAGCUGCCAGCCAUUGAUGUUAGAUUCCCUCGAAACAAAACCGUCCUGGAAGGAGAACAGUUUACUCUCAGAUGCCUUCCUUUGGGAAAUAAGAGCAAUUUCAAUGUCACUUGGAUGACGAAAAGUGGAAAUGAAAGAUCAUUUCCGGUUGCAGGGCAAAACCUCACCGUGAAUGCAACCAGACUUGACACAGGAGCAUACAGUUGUGAAGUAACUAAUGGAGUGGAAGCCAUUGUGUCGCCAAUAGCUUAUGUUACUGUGUGGUGUAAGUGUAUUGAUCAAGGAUUCUAAUUAACAGAACCAAGUCACGGCCUGUUUCUCAACAUAAAAUCCGCAAAAAUUUUUCCAUUCGCUGUAGGUGUUAUUAUCACACGCUCUUAGCCAUUGUUGUUUCUUUUUGGUCCGUCGUUUGAUUCUGUUUCACUUUAUUAAAAAGAGGCCUGGCCACAGGUGGAGGUACUGGGGGAAGGAAGAAAUUAUUUAGAUGCAUAUACGCUGGUAAGUCUAUGAAUUCAUUUCCCUCGCGAUGUGAUUACAGCACAAUAUUAUUCAAGUUUUAUGCUUAAUACCGUCUUAUGAUGCGUCAAUAUUUCCGAGCAAGAAAAAAUGCUCAUUUUUUUUUAUUUUAUUCGAAGACCAAACCCAAAAUUCACAUCUCUUUUUUUUUUUUUCAGAUCCACCCUCAUUUAUUGAUUUAAAAAACCAAACCAAAGAAAUCGUUGAAGGCGUUAAAAUGAGUCUUCAGUGUAACGUUACGGCGGCUAAUCCAGAGCCGAACAUUACCUGGUAUAGUGCGACUGAGAAUGACACAGUUCUUUCUAAUGCAGUACAUUUGACAUUUUCCAAUAUUUCAAGAUCAAAUUCAGGGAAUUAUUUCUGUGUGGCUGAAAAUGGAAUUGGUCCAAAACUCACUUCUGGUAUGAUAACCCUGAACGUGCAAUGUAAGUUCAUCGACUUUCUUUUAAAAUGCAUUUGUAAUGACAAAAAGAAACCAUUUUGCUACUCUUAAAAAAACACUGCUGUUGGUAAAAUAACAUUAUUCUCACCAACCAAUGUGGCUUGCAAGGAAGAGAUACCCAUUUAUGAAACGAAAAAAAAUAUAUUUCUUCAUGGCGGAUGAAAAAUCGCUAUCCCGGACAAGGCUAAGGCCCAUAAUUUUGAUCACAACCGGUAGAUUCCACAAAGGAAAUUUUCAUUUUUUCUUCAGAUUCACCAUCACUUGAUACAAAUUUUCCUCAUGAUGAAUCAGCAGUGGAAGGAGAAAAUGUAACAAUGAAUUGUGUUGUAAAAGAAAGUAAUCCUGAACCAAACAUCACGUGGGUAAAGCUGAGUGACCGUGCAAAGGUGUUUCCGAGUGGUGUUAGUCUGAGUUUGCGCAGUGUCUCAAAGGAUGAUGAGGGGGAAUACCGCUGCUUGGCAGAAAAUGGCAUCGGUGAACAGAUGAUGUCGCGCAUUGCUUACCUCUCAGUGGAGGGUCAGUUAUCCUAG